This is a messenger RNA of Folsomia candida, 1490 nucleotides long. RefSeq names its product SEC14-like protein 4. Bases 201 to 980 code for a protein of 259 amino acids. The record is from RefSeq and is a predicted model, not a curated record. Gene Ontology annotation, cellular component: cytoplasm. NCBI's taxonomy places the organism in Eukaryota, Metazoa, Arthropoda, Collembola, Entomobryomorpha, Isotomidae. The transcript is spliced from 9 exons.
CUCGUAAUUUCGCAAUUAUAAAUAAUUGUUCCCUCAGUAAAACAUGCAUAUUAACGGUUUUGUCUGUUCAGUUUGAUUUAGAUCGUGCUUGCAGCACAAUUGUGCAUGCGAGUGUUAUUUCAGUUGGUACAUACGCGGAUAAUCAUGACUUGGUUAUUAAUGAGAAGCAAAAGGUGGCUUUGGACAGGUUUCGAGAACUUAUGCGGCCGCAAUUAUCGCUGGAUUAUAUGAAGAAAGAUAUUUAUCUGAUUCGCUGGUUGAGGGCAACCAGGUUCGACAUAAAAGCAGCGGAAAAAAUGCUGACGGAGAAUUUAGAAUGGAGGAAGGAGAACGAUAUGGAAAAUAUUCUAAAUGAGGAUUGGAGUGAUUUUGAAUCAAAUUAUCCCAUCGAAUUGCAAGGCUGUGAUAAAGAGGGACGACCUGUCUCGAGUGGAAACGCUGAUGAUUGGGAUGUGCGAGGUGUCACCGUUUCAGGGAAAUUACACCGCGGAAUUCGUUACAUUGACCGCGUGAUUGAAGAAGCCUCGGCAAUUGUGCGGGCAAUGCAAGAAAACGGGGACAAUGUCACCCGUCUCGUUCAACUUAUUGACAUGCGUCAAUUCAACUUUGUUCAGCAUGGUUGUCCAGUUUGCAUCACGCUGUACGUUUAUGCUAUUCAAACGUAUCGGGACCACUUCCCCGGUACCGUACACAAGGUUAUCAUGCUAAAUGUUCCGUCCUAUUUCCUCUCCAUUUGGCGACUGAUACGACACUUGCUACCGGAGGAGGAACGAAACCUGAUCGUCCUGCACGGUCGGGAUGAGACCACGUGGAAGAAGGCGUUAUUAAAGGAUAUCGAUUACACCGAGUUGACCACUGAGUAUGGAGGCGUUAAUAAGGACGCACCUGUCGAAAUAACGGAGGUUGCCCUUCAUCGAGCUGGUCUUUCGUGUGAGAGAUUACGUGCAAUGCGGAAGGAGAUGUCAAAAUAUAGAUUAUGAUAAUUUACAAACGAUGAAGUAGGAUUGCUGAUUUUUAAUCAGCUCCUAAUUAGUAAUUAGUAAUUACAUUUGGAGGCGUUCAUUAAUUUCAACUAAUUUGAUUUUUCAAUUAGGAAUUGGAAUUUUAAUAAUUAUAAUUAUAAUUAUAAAUUCGGUCAGAUAUUUAAUACUUCUUUUUAAAAGAUAAAUGAUAACUGUAGUAAUUAAGAAUUAAACUUGAUGUGAUUUGUUAGUAAUAUUUGGGUGGCAUUGCAAAUAAGUUAAGUAUGAAUUAAAUUAAUUUGUCUCAUUAAUAAAUUUAAGUAGACUUAUAAUAAUUAUGAAGCUACUUAAAACAAUAAUUCUGCAGACUCAGUAAAUGCAUAAAAUAAAGAAUAAUAAGUAUGUAUGUACAUACAUAACUAGUAAUGAGUCUAAAUUCUCGCAAAACUUGUGGGAAAAACAUGGUUUGUGUAGGGUACUUUAGUUGACUGAUAUUUGCAACAAUACAGAUAAAUAUUUACAAAGAAA